AUGACAAAGUCGUUCUCCGUCUAUUCCUCCAUUCUCUGCCUUAUCCUCUCCAUUGCACGCCCUACUCAUGCCCUAAACGGGGCCCCCGAGGCUCCUGCGGAUGCCGCGCCAUUUGCUGUGGCCCUGUAUAGGUCUGACGGCAAUUUCCAGAGAUGCGGUGGCGUGCUGAUCAGCCAUUACUCGGUCAUCACGGCAGCUUCGUGCAUUCAAAAUCAAUUUCCUGAAACUCUACUGGCCCAUGUUGGCAGCAACAACCGCACCACCAGUGAUGGAAUGCGAAACCUGAGCGCCAUCACCCAGCAUCCUGACUAUGACAUCGACACCCGGGACUCUGACCUGGCGAUUCUGACUCUGAGUGAGCCAGUGUACGGCGCCACAUUUGCUGUUAUCAAUGAUUUCUCCACUAGCAUCGGUGCCAAUCUGACCGUGUACGGCUGGGGAUUCACAAACUACUCCAUCGGAAUUUUCCCAGACAACAUCCACGAGCUCCCUACCGUAGGGGUUUCCCGGGAAAAGUGCAGAUCCGAGUGGAAGGGCAUCCAUACGAUCUCGGACCGGAUGGUGUGUGAUCAGCCACCGACCGAGAAGGCAGCCUGGCUGGGCGACAAGGGAGGACCACUUGUGAACAAUGAGGACGGCACCGUCGUUGGCCUGGUCAGUUUCAGCAUCUACGACACCGAUUUGAGGAAGGCCUUACCCGAUGUCUACACGGAUGUGGGAUACUUCAGGCGGUGGAUCAUGGAGAAUGCCGUCUUCUAA
Molecule: messenger RNA, 759 nt
Organism: Aspergillus pseudoviridinutans
Lineage: Eukaryota; Fungi; Ascomycota; Eurotiomycetes; Eurotiales; Aspergillaceae
Product: S1 family peptidase
Exons: 1
Coding region: 1-759 (252 amino acids)
Biological process (GO): proteolysis
Molecular function (GO): serine-type endopeptidase activity
Source: RefSeq, a predicted model, not a curated record